Molecule: messenger RNA, 2563 nt
Organism: Xenopus tropicalis (tropical clawed frog)
Lineage: Eukaryota; Metazoa; Chordata; Amphibia; Anura; Pipidae
Gene: ppp2r3c
Product: protein phosphatase 2 regulatory subunit B', gamma
Exons: 14
Coding region: 305-1651 (448 amino acids)
Biological process (GO): regulation of dephosphorylation
Cellular component (GO): cytoplasm; nucleus
Source: RefSeq, a predicted model, not a curated record
UAACUGUAUAUGCGACAGUUCGGUUCGAUGAUCUCAUUGUGCGACUCUAGGAGAGGAAGGCUCUAGCUACCAAAGCCACUUGUUACCUGGUUACCUGGGAAAGUGGUGCUACAGUUAUGAGGGCAUAGUUCUACUGUAACUGAUUUUCUAUCCUGCCAUAGAAAUGAAGUCGUCCCUUGGGCAGUUAGAGCUUCGUAAUUUCCCCAUGCAUAGUGCAGCGACCUGCAGUUUUUAGUCUGGAGUCUGGAGGGAAUCUGCCAUCCGAAGAGAAAUCGACUGGUAUCUGAAUCUUACAGAACAUACAAUGGACUGGAAAAGGAGUUUAAAGGAGAAGCUGCGGAGGGAUGGUUAUGUCAGAAAAAGUGAGCAGGAAAUGAAAGAAGAAGAAAUGUCCCUCUUUACAAAUUAUUAUACAGAAUGGAAAGGAGGUGGGAAGGUCUCAAGUGCCCAGAAUAUCCCUCGUUUCUAUUAUAGGCUCCCUGCAGAAGAUGAAGUACUCCAGCAGAAACUAAGGGAAGAAUCCCGGGCUGUAUUUUUACAAAGGAAAAGCCGUGAGCUCUUAGACAAUGAGGAGUUACAGAAUCUCUGGUUUCUUCUGGACAAGCACCAGUCUCCGCCUUUAAUUGGAGAGGAAGCCAUGAUCAACUACACAAACUUCCAGACUGUUGGCGAAAAAGCUGGAGAAAAAUGCAAGACAUUUUUUACCUCUAAAGUGUUUAGCAAGCUUAUACCCAACGAUCCCUAUGGCAGAAUAUCCAUAAUGCAGUUUUUCAACUAUGUCAUGAGGAAAGUGUGGCUGCACCAGACGAGGAUAGGUUUAAGCUUGUAUGAUGUGGCUGGCCAAGGCUACCUUAGAGAGUCUGACUUGGAAAAUUACAUUCUUGAAUUGAUUCCGACAUUACCCCAACUGGAUGGUUUGGAAAAGUCUUUCUAUUCUUUCUAUGUCUGUACAGCUGUGCGAAAGUUCUUUUUCUUUCUUGAUCCUUUAAGGACAGGAAAGAUAAAAAUACAAGAUAUUUUGGCGUGCAGUUUUCUGGAUGAUUUACUUGAGCUACGAGAUGAAGAUCUCUCAAAAGAGAGCCAAGAGUCUAACUGGUUUUCUGCUCCAUCUGCAUUAAGGGUCUAUGGUCAGUACCUGAAUCUGGAUAAGGACCAUAAUGGGAUGCUGAGCAAAGAGGAACUUUCCCGAUAUGGAACUGGUACCUUGACUUGUGUCUUUCUGGAUCGUGUCUUCCAGGAAUGUCUGACUUAUGAUGGAGAGAUGGAUUACAAGACAUACCUGGACUUUGUUUUGGCUUUGGAGAACAGGAAGGAACCUGCUGCGCUUCAGUACAUCUUUAAACUCCUGGAUAUUGAGAACAAGGGCUCUCUGAAUGUCUUCUCACUUAACUUCUUCUUCAGGGCAAUCCAGGAACAAAUGAAAAUCCAUGGCCAAGAGGCUGUCUCUUUCCAGGAUGUAAAGGAUGAAAUAUUCGAUAUGGUCAAACCAAAAGACCCUCUGCGAAUUACUCUUCAGGAUCUAAUCCAGAGCAGCCAAGGUGACACUGUAUGCAGUAUUCUCAUAGAUCUAAAUGGCUUUUGGACCUAUGAAAACAGAGAAGUGCUAGUGGCAAAUGAUGGGGAAAGCCCUCCAGAUAUUGAUGACACAUAAGGGAAGAAUUGGACUUUGGCUGAGUUUAAAUUGCUUACUGGCCUGGCUUGGAAUUGCUUCUGAUGUUUUAAAGGUCCACACAACACUUUCAACUAUACUACUCCCCAUGUAAAUCUACACAGAGAUAAAGCUUAUUUGUAAAUAUAAAUUCAGCUCUUGCAAAGUAUUUUAAAUUAUGACUGCAUUUCAUUGUACAAUACAAUACACUUUUUUCAGUCUUAUAAAAUAAUUUUGUAGAAGCACUGAUUUAAUAAAGUUUAUUUGACCUAAAGUGUAAUUUGUUUAACAGGUAUCAUACAAUGUACAUUAUCUUUUGUUCAUUUUGUGCUUCUGAAAUGAAACAAUAACAUAAAUUCAGCUAGAAGCAAUAGUGUUUCUGAGUACCCCCCACCCACUGAUGGCAUUAUGGUGGCGUUAAAGAGGCAGGUUGGCCAGAACAUAAAUAGAGAUGCACUUUACAAUAUUUAAUCUGAAUUCAACAAAAUAUAUAAGAAAAUGCUGCAUUUCUUUGAACACACAAAAAAAAUUUUGAUUGUGUACAUUUAGUUUCCCUAUAUUUCUUCUACAAGAAGUUACAAACAUGAUGCUGUUUAGCCUGCUGAGAAUUUGCAUUAUGUCUCAAGUUAAAUUACUGUAAAUAGUGUGAUAAAAAGUGCUAAGUAUAGAAAGAGAAUAGUAAUACAUGGUAGUUGCUUCUUGGGUAUAUGCAAAAAACACCAACUACUUCCACAUAUUCAGUGUGAUAAGAUCCAGUCUCGGGAAACAUUUUGUGACAUUAUCUAGUAUUUUAUCACAGUGUAUUUCCCCUGAGUAUAUGGGGGCACCACCAAGUAUGCAGUAAAGGACAAUGCAGGCCACCCCCCUAGUGAUUCUAAUUGCUAACCUAAUCCCAGACCUGCUCUCUUCUUUAUA